AUGCCGUCGCCCGUUGGUUCGCCGGUGCUGACCAGCGAGGGUCUGCCUGGAGAGCCAGAGAAGGCCGAGCCGCCAAAUGGCUUGGUGCUGCCACCUGGCGUACAGCCGCACAUCCAUAUUGAGCCUCCAGACACCCCAGGCGGCCCAGCGGAUUCAGUUGACUCAAUGCAGCACGGCGACCUGGCGCAGCCAGAGGGCAUGGGCAGCACGCUGCUGCCAGGCGACAAGGUGCAGUCCGAGUGCACGUCGCUGCCAGGCGACUCGACUUGGCACACCAGCACGCUUCUGCCAGGCGACUUGGCGCAGCCAGAGAGCGUGCCGCUGGGCUGCUCGCUCUCCGCAGCUGCGCCGGGUGCCAGCCGCCAUCGGCCGGCGCCGACCUCCGCGGCCUCUCGGAGCUCGAUCGCUGGCAGCGCCGUGGCAGGCCCUCAGCGCUUUCAGCGCCCCCGAAGUGCGAGCCGCCCCAGAGAUCCGCGGCGCUCCGCCUUUGCGCAGUCGCUGCGGCUGGCCCGCGACGACGCGGCGGCUGGCGGCCCGCCGCAGAAGCCCACCAAUGCCGACCCUGCCCUGGGCCCAGUUCCUAUCGGGAAGAUCCUGCUCCGGAAAGAUGGCCGCGAGUUGAACCCGAUCGUCGCGGCCGCGCUGAGGGGGAAGGCCUCCCGCGAGUGCCGGUUCUGCGGGCAGGUCGGGCAGGACGGCUGCGUCGGGCGCUUCUGCGGCUGGAGGGUCGCCGCCGGCUUCCUGCAGGAGCUCGGCCCGAAGGCCGCGGUUAACCUCACGGUCCCUGGCCCUGGCAGCUACGCCACGAAGAGGACGCAAACUGGCGACGCGCUGCUGCUCGGCUCGGAGGGCGUGGCGCGCGACCAGGACGCCCUGCUGAAGACGUCGGACCUGCAGGGCAGCCCGGCGCUGCAGCGCCGCCGGACGGGGAAGGCUGCGGCGUGGCGCGGCGGCUCUGGCACGGGGAGCACGGCGGAGCUGGGCGCCCUGGUCGAUCCGCCGGAGAGCCACCCGCCGAGCGGGGCGUUCUCGUUCUCCCGCGUCGAGUGGCAGGCGACCGUCACCACGCAGACGAUAAAGAGCCCGGUUGUCGAGGAAGAAGAGAGCCCUUCAGAUUCGGGCUUUGCCUUUUUGGUUCGCACCGGGUUUUGUCGCCGGAUUUCGGGCCUUUGGGGCCUCCACAGGUCGAUCUGGCUCGGAGAAUGGCGCAGAAAAACUGGGUCUAGGGCUCCAGUGGUGAUUGCUCGCGGUGUUGCAGUUUUUCCUGCGCAUCGCCAGAUCUGAGGGGCGGCAUGAGCAGCA
Prorocentrum cordatum is the source of this 1302-nucleotide messenger RNA. The record is from the annotation of a GenBank genome assembly. Lineage: Eukaryota; Dinophyceae; Prorocentrales; Prorocentraceae.